Molecule: messenger RNA, 1164 nt
Organism: Eutrema salsugineum
Lineage: Eukaryota; Viridiplantae; Streptophyta; Magnoliopsida; Brassicales; Brassicaceae
Exons: 7
Coding region: 84-965 (293 amino acids)
Source: RefSeq, a predicted model, not a curated record
AAAAAUUUAUAAUCUUCCAAGACUAUAAAAUCAAAUCUUUUACUUCUCUGAUUUCGCUUCAAUCAAAUCGUUAAAAACCGUAAAUGGCACAUCUCUCCGCGAGACUGAAGCUUCUCUCUAGCAGCAAUGGAAGAUUCUCGUCUGGUGUAGUCGAUUCGACAGACAAAUUUCGCCAGGGGCUUUACAUGGCCAAUCGAUCGCCGUUGAUUCGUCUGCGCAGGAGCCGAUUGAAGUUUGAUGGGUUUCGCGCGAGGGUUUCUUCUUCGUCUUACUCUUUUUCUUUCAAGAGAAAGAGAAUCAGGGAUUUAGAUGAUAACACUAGUGAGAAGAAUCUUCUUGGUAACGACGAAGACGGAGAUGACUGGGAUUUUGACGGAGACGACGAUGAUGGGUUAGGGAAUGAUGAUGAUCUGUCUUGCUUCAGAGGCUUGGUUCUUGACAUUUCUUACAGGCCGAUCAAUGUGGUUUGCUGGAAACGCGCAAUUUGUCUGGAGUUCAUGGACAAGGCCGAUGUUCUGGAGUAUUAUGAUCAGACUGUUGAUUCUCCUAGCGGUUCAUUCUAUAUACCUGCAGUGUUAAGGGUUCCACAUCUGCUUCAGGUUGUCAAGAGAAGAAGAGUGAAAAACUCACUGAGUCGUAAGAACAUUUUACUGCGAGAUGAUUACACUUGUCAAUAUUGUUCUUCCCGUGAAAACUUGACAAUUGAUCAUGUUAUGCCGAUUUCUCGAGGUGGAGAUUGGACCUGGCAAAAUCUGGUAGCUGCAUGUUCAAGAUGCAACUCAAAGAAAGGUCAGAAGACAGUGGAAGAAGCACACAUGAAGUUACUUAAGGCCCCAAAGGAACCAAAAGCAUACGACAUUGUUGCGAUACCAUUAACAAAUGCAGCUAUAAGGCUUUUGAGAUCGAACAAGGCAACGCCAGAAGAAUGGCAUCAGUAUCUGGGGAAAUACUCAUCCGCACCAUAGCAGUUUCUAUCAAGGAGCGAAAAGGGUCGGUCCAAGCCAUCUUGUUGAUACUGAAUGGUGGCUUGAUUGCAUAUGUAGAUUCAUAUAGUUUAACUUCAAACUGUUCACAGAUUGUCAUGACUCAUGGACUUGUUUUGAGUGUUGCACUCAGACAUGUAUAUAAUACGUAAAUAAUGGCACCAGUCUCAGAAUUUAAAGU